GCAGGCGCUAUGCAGAGGAGGCCACUUGAAGAGGUGGAGGCUGUUCAGUCUGUAUGGAUAUAUAGGUUUCGUCUCGGUGGAGUUGAGGCGAGGCUAUGUUCUGUGUACAACUGGUGGCCGUCCAGACUGGGUUCAGAUUGGCUGAGUGGGCUGGUUUUUAGUGUUGGAGUGGCUUAUGUGAGUGUGCUCCGUAGACUGGCCAGUCGGAUAAUCGACGAUCCAGACUCACUUCACAGCUCUCACUCCGAACUUGCCUCUGCAAUCGAGAAAACCAUCCGGAGUUCAACUUCAACUUCAACCGUCCCCUGUCUCAUCACAACCCGCCCCUUCUUCUUCUUCUUCCUCUUCUCCUCAUCCCUCACUCCCACAUCUUCUCCUUCUUCUUCCAACUUGAGACAACCAGUCUACACAACACAACGACAACAUCAAGCACAACCCUCUCAAUUCGACUCGAUGGCUUCAUUGGCUCCAGUUCGACCACCCUCUGCUACUUCCAACCGAUCACCCACCCCUUCAUCUCAACAGCACAACAACGUCUUCCGUCAUCAGCACUCUCUCUCCUCAUCCACCCCUUCCAACCAACACUUCGGAGCCCUCUCCCCCCGCUAUGGCCCCCCUCGAAGUGCUGGCGGGAUGAGGCAGAGCUUGGACAACACCAAACAGUCCAUCGGCAACCCCCCUGUCAGCCCCCGUCUGCCUCCUGGAUCCGCUGGUCACAACAUCCGUCCGAAUAGUGAGAUGCUCGGAUUGAGUGGUCAACAGCAACUCCACGGUGGACCCUCCCUAGAAGCCGAAGCCAUCGAUAAGUGGUUCGAGGAUCUACAAAGCUACGAAGCAACGCUCGAAGAAAUGGCCACAGCUAGUUUGGAUGCUAGCUUCAAGGAAGAGUUGAGUGCGAUCGAGCAAUGGUUCCGAGUUCUAAGUGAGGCCGAAAGAACUGCUGCCCUAUACUCUUUGUUACAAUCCUCCACCCAAGUUCAAAUACGAUUCUUCAUCACGGUCUUACAACAAAUGGCCCGCAGUGACCCGAUGACUGCCCUGUUAAGCCCCGCUCCUACGGGUAAUGGAGUCUCCAUGAAGCAACAAAUGGAAGCCAAACUGGCCCAACUAAGCAAGAUGUCACCUGCGUCGCCAAUUGUCCGACAAUUUGCUCGUCAAUCACUUGGCCCCAACACUUCAUCCAACGAGCCAUACCUUAGUCCCAACUCUGCACUCCUCAGUGAUUCCAAUAAUUUUAACACCAGCCCAAACGAUGCAGCAGCUUUACUCGCUAGUCAACGUGCAAAACUGCAGUCCAAAGCAGCUAAUCGUGUUUCUGCCCCUGGUCAGCUCCUAGGAGAUAGUAGCCUGAAGAGCCCCAAGUGGAGCAAUUUUUCAGGUCCAGUGGAAGAAGAGGCGCAGAGUCGCUCGGUAAGCCCUAGACCCAAGAGCACUAGCAGCGAACUCAACUCUACCUCCUCCAACCAACACAAUCCUCCUGCACCUACGCUUUCUCGUACUUUGCCUUCUCCCUGUUCGGGGCAAGAGAGUCAGAUGAGCCCGGCCGUCGGGGGUAGCUGGGCCAGUCAAGUCAACACCCCUCUAGUCCCCAUGUUUGCUAACAAGGACUCAGCUCACAACCAUCAUGAAACUCAUCAGGCUCAUGGCGAGGCUGUGGCGAACCGUCUGGCCCAAUGGGGUGCCACUCACCAAGCCGGCUCGAAUAGUGCCUCCUUACCCGCUUCUGCAUUGGCUCCCUCGAAGGCACGUGGCUCAGUGGACGCCCCACCAACUGGCAUUCAAUUAGAUGACGCACGCAAAUUCCGAAGAGCUAGUAAGAGUAACGCCACCAAUGCCUCGUCUGGUUUUUCAGGUGUAUUAUCCGGUAUGAAUAGCUCGACCAACAGUACCUCUAGUUCUGCUCAAGCUCCGAACCGAUCUGGAAAUAAUAAUCCGGCGAAUGGCCAAUCAGGAAUGUUGAGCCGCACGAUGCCUGCUACCAAUAAUACAUCCAAUGCACACCUCACAUCGGCUAUGAGCUCGAGUAGUGGACCUUCUCUACCCGGUCUGAUGUCUGCGCAAUCAUUAUUGGGGGCCCCACAGACUGCCAUGGCGGCUGCUCAACAAAAUUGGAGAAACGGAUUAAAUAGUCCCAACACGCAAUCUCUGAACAGUCCCGAUCCAACAAUGGUCAACAAUCUGGCGAUGAUGAACACACUUGCUGGCUUGAACGGUGGAAUGGACAUGAAUUCCAUGGCGAACUUAGCCGCCAUGGCGAAUAUGACCGAUCCGAAUGCUCUUCAGAAUAUGGCCAAUAUCCUCAACAUGCGACAACAAAUCCAACAAGUCCAAAGUAUACAAGCCCUCCAACAACAGUUACAACAGAAUGGGAUGAUCGCUGGUAUGAUGAACGCAGCCCCACUUCUCUCACCGGCCAACAAUGGCAGGUUUGGAAUGAACAUGGGAUUCCCGAUCAACGGCGGUGCAGGAGCCGGUGGCGGUGCAGGAGCCGGUAUGGCUGGGAACAAACGAAGCCCCGGUAUCGGAGCCCGCCCGGCUGCGGCGGCGAACAAACCGAACCACACACCCGGCUCGGGGGCGAAUCCGGAGGAAGAGUUAGACAUGAAGCUACUCGGUGAUGUAUCGGCAUGGUUACGAGGCUUAAGGCUGCACAAAUAUACGCCUAACUUUGAAGGCUGUACGUGGAAGGAGAUGGUGAUGAUGAGCGACUCUGACCUCGAGAAUCGGGGAGUGGCCGCGGUGGGCGCUCGCCGAAAGAUGCUCAGGACCUUCGAGACCGUCCGAUUGAAGACCGGAAUGGCCUUGCCCGGUGAUGGCGAUGGGGCGCGAGACGCCAAUGGCGAUCGAAUCGAAUCGGCUACCGGAAACGUUGACAAGGUAGAGGAUGAAGAUCGUCCGACUUCUCAACACCAACAACCUACCAGCAACGUCUCAGUGACUCCUGAAAGCGAUCAAUAAAAGCUCCGCCGAUCUUUGGUUUCCUCCUUUGAAGUCAAGCCUUGGUCCGAUUACUUCUUUCUCUUCCCUCUUUCUUUGUGUAAUUUAUUGGAUUAUUUAGAUUCUCUCCUCCAUCCCUGUUCCCACUUGAUUUCUACUACUCUUUUCUUCUUGUAUGUAUUUUUUUUUAUGUAUGUGCGAUACGGCUUGAUCUUCUUUGGUCCUAUUACGAUCCUUCCCCCCUCUUUCCUCCAGAUACAUUAUCAAAAUACUUAUACAGAUAAACAUAAACACACACACAUAUAUAUAUUUAGAUACAUACAUACUCUCUUAUAUAUAUAUAGGCUUGACAUACGAUUCUCUUUUGUAUCAUACUGUUCGUUCAAUCUGAAAACAAUGGUGAAUACAUACAUAUUUUGGUA
This is a messenger RNA of Puccinia graminis f. sp. tritici CRL 75-36-700-3, 3359 nucleotides long. RefSeq lists its product as uncharacterized. Gene Ontology annotation, cellular component: P-body. The record is from RefSeq and is a predicted model, not a curated record. Gene Ontology annotation, biological process: nuclear-transcribed mRNA poly(A) tail shortening. Gene Ontology annotation, molecular function: mRNA binding; protein binding; translation repressor activity. Lineage: Eukaryota; Fungi; Basidiomycota; Pucciniomycetes; Pucciniales; Pucciniaceae. Bases 10 to 2958 code for a protein of 982 amino acids. The transcript is spliced from 8 exons.